Molecule: messenger RNA, 2595 nt
Organism: Botrytis porri
Lineage: Eukaryota; Fungi; Ascomycota; Leotiomycetes; Helotiales; Sclerotiniaceae
Exons: 5
Coding region: 1-2595 (864 amino acids)
Source: RefSeq, a predicted model, not a curated record
AUGUCUGGAGAUGGAGAUGAGGUGCCCCGUCUCCUUCGAGAUCGUCAUAUAAAAGCCGUUAGAGAUACAUUUCAUCGGCCACCAACAGUCAGUGAACUGCGAGCCAUCGAUUCACUUCCACUUGAACCUCGGAAGAACCUCAACGACACUUCUCCAAAUGGUCAAAGAAUCUACGAACUUUUGAGAGCAUUCGAGAAGACUGGCUAUAUUGAAGGACUUGAAGAAGCUGGAAGACUAAUCUGGGCGCAAAUAUUUGCGGAACCAGAUUUAAGCCAUGAACCUAGAAGGAAACCAUUUUCAGCCGUCAGGAGUCUUGCCUCACGUGAGAUCAAUAAAGUUGAAUACAAGGCCAGUCAGCAUCCCACAAGAACACCGAAAGAGAAGCCCUUACAACGGACCUCUGAAGAGAAAGUUAUUGCCAUCAAUGCUACGUCAAAUGCUUUUGCUGGGUCUCCUCAGAAGCCUUGGAUGACAAAGGGUAUUUCGAUAUCACCCACUACUCGACGUGCUAGUAUUUCGUCAGUUGAAAGUUCCAACAACAACGAGCCUGCUAAUUAUCACAUCCAAUCUCCCGAACUACAACCAGUCUCAUCGCAGAUUGCUCAAUCUGGCCAGCAAACUCAAAAUCACACAUCUAAAUUUACCACCGCGGUUCCUGGAGGUCUGCCAAACACCUGUGGUGGCGGUGUUUAUAUGCCAUUGGCAUUGCAUCAAAAAGUUCAAGAACAUCAAUAUGCAAGCCCAUAUUCAGUCCAAGCCUCUGAAACUUCUAUGCCGUAUGUUUCGGAAGGAGGAGAGCCAGCACGGGACAUGAUUUCCCGUGCCAAUAUCCCUUCAAUUAUUGACGGUGAAUUAAGAGUCCCAAGUGAAUCGACAGAUUGCAGUGCACUAAUGGGGAAUUCUCUUCAUACUCUUGUGUCUCAUAAGUCAUAUCCCUCCGCACCCUCGAAAACAUAUCGGUUCGAACAAACUACAUCCCCAAAUUCAACUCAUCAACACUCCCCGCGGGGACAUCAAAAUUCUAUGAUGUCAUCUUCCGGAAAUCAUUCUAGAUACUAUCCUCUCCCUUCCACAAACCAAAAUCCUUUACAGCCAUUAAAUGGAAGAGGCUAUCAAAAUUUGCAGAUUCCAAGCUCGACUGACAGGACAUAUGAUCCUACAAGUCCUCCCUUCCAUCCGGCAAUAUCAGCUGAGGGACAACAGAUUCCAAGCUCGACUGGGAGAAUAUAUGAUCCUACGAGCCCCUCCUUCCACCCUGCAAUAUCAGCUGAGGGACAACGACUCUUCCUCUCACGCAAUGAAGAAGAAGAAAACGAGCUUGCUCACAUAACCUCGAAUACCCACCAUUCGCUAUCAAAACUGCCUGAUAAUCAGGGAGAUCAACAAACUGAAUCGAGCUCCACAGUAGUAGCUGCUAAUGACCUAUCAAGUAUAUCCACUACUGGUCAUAGAACCGAACUUGCCACGCCAAAUCCUUCUAUGCAGCAAAGUCCUUCCUUUGAUACUUCUGCUAUGGCACCAGGCCAAUCGAAUAACAAUCCUUUUGUGAUUCGUGACGAUAUGGGUUUUAUACCAUUAAGUUCACAAGAAAUUACAGAUCAAGACCUGAACUUCGCUCCAGAUAAUCCGCUACCCAUUAGUUCUCGAAGAAUCACCAGAUCUGUCUCUCGUUCCACCACUACACCAACUUCACCUACACCCAAAACUACAAAAGCUAAAACUACUCUUCUUCAUGGGGCUGGUCCUCAAUUUGGAAUAUUAAUUCCCGAAACCCCACCACCUGGUACAAUUUUCAGUACUAGAACCCAAAAUGCCCUCUCAGUUCACAAUGCCAAGAAGAGUAGCACGAAAAAAGCAUUCAUUCCCACAGCUUCGGGUUCCGCUCAAGCAGAUGGAGCAUCAGAUUCUGCAUCAAAAACCAAUGUUCAAGCACAUUACAUUCCAGAUUUACCACCACAACGGCAAGCAAUCUACUCAAGCGCCUCCUCAGACCCCUCUAUCGAAUUCAUCCACUUCGACCCCAUGAAUGAUUACGACAAGGACGACGAUGCUUACACAGGACAGCCAACUUGUGCCAUCGCAUCCAAUAGAACUCAUCUCCAUCAAGCCCCACACAGUCUCUUUCAUCGCACCCCAACCCAUCCCUCACCCCCACCACCCCAUCUCCGUCCCCACACCCCAGAAUACCUCCUCUUCCCACCCGUCGCCGCCUCCUCCUCCAAACAAACCUGGCCACCGCCUCCCCCCGAACUCGAAGGCUUUCGCCAAUACACCUUCGUGCGCGAUCGCAUCUCCCUCAAUAUGAAAGCCAAACGUCGCACUGAAGUCGAUCUCGACACGGGAGAGUAUCGAUAUAGUAUGGAUAGUAAGGAGACGAGUCGAGGAUAUAAAAUGGAUGGGACGCGUAUCCGGACCAGUUCGCGAUAUUUUCAUAAGAAGAGGGUGGCGAAGAAAUCAAAGGAGAAGGUGGAGGAAGAGAGGCUGGAUGAGAUUGUGAGGAAGGUGGAGAGUGUGGAGAAGGGGGUUAAUGAUUUGAGGAGGGAAGAGGGAGAAGCGUUGUUGGCGUUGUUAGGGGGUGGGUUUUUGCCUUUGUGA